UCAAACAAUAGAAUAAUAUUUUAAAAUAAAAGGAUAAUCCUUUAACAUAUAUUCAAUCUUUCAAAUAUCUUAAUUUUAUAGUUCAAUAAACGCUUGGAAAAAAUACUUAACGCCAUGCAAAAGUUUAGUUGGCAUCAAAUGUUUUUCCACUUGUUCUUAUUUGCUAUUGGAGCAGUUCACACGCAAACUUUUAAUGGCUCCGUCCCAAUAGAAUCUGCAAUAUUAUCCUGGACUCAAAUAUUUAUUAAUGAUAAUCCUGGCCUCCAGUUCUUAAAUUCUAAUUGGAACUUCAACGAUUUUCGUUACUACGUUCUCCAGGAUGGUUUGUACAUGAAAAACUACUCCCAUGUCUACACUCGUAUUCCAACACUCUGUUCCGGUCAGCCAAAUACAAAUGCAUUUUACAACCGAUUAAACAAAACACUUUUUAAUAUUUCCGAAUAUGAAAAUUUUUUCGAAAUUAAGUACUCUUCAAAUGAUAUGAUAUUUUCAGAUGUGCUUAAUAAAUAUUUUGAACACUACGCUCAACAGCAAACAUGUAAAGACUUAGUUUCGGCAAUGCUUCCAUGCCUAUGUCUCUACCCAACAAUAAUUAAUGCUCUUAUUCCAAACAUGGACCAGUUUGAUCCAUUGGUCAAAAAAUGGAUAGAAUUCAAUAAAUCUUCAGGAACUACAUGUAAAAUUGGUCAAAAUAUUCUUGUUGACUAUGGAAUAGGUGAUGCACCUCCUCUUAUUUCGUUUAACAAAUCUGUUGAGUUCGAAUAUGCUGUAUUUGAGCUUAAAUCGCCUUACAUAUUAAGCUGUGCUGGAACAGCCAAGAAUAAUUUUUUAACUUACCAAGUUUUGUUGCUUUUAUUUUGUAUCUUGUAUUGAAUUUUAUUUAUAUUUUAACGGUCAUUUUAAAAUUUGUAGUCUUUUGGGUGAUGUUUUUUU
Hydra vulgaris (swiftwater hydra) is the source of this 933-nucleotide messenger RNA. RefSeq lists its product as uncharacterized. The record is from RefSeq and is a predicted model, not a curated record. NCBI's taxonomy places the organism in Eukaryota, Metazoa, Cnidaria, Hydrozoa, Anthoathecata, Hydridae.